AACGAAAAUAACCUUAGGUACAUGCAGCACUGUGUUUGUGUUUGCCGACGAAUUCCCGGUGCAAAUCAAUCUCCAGUCGCAGUACCUCUGCAAUUGAGAUGCGUGCACGGACACUGCAGCAAACAAUUGAUCCGUUGCAGGUACCAGGCGUUUUGGGAUUGCAUGAUUUAGCUUAGCUCCAUAGAAGUAACACCAGGUUCACUUAGGGGGAGCUACAGCCGGGGCAGGGGCGGUCUGGCUCUUCUAGGCAUAGGCUGGCGCUGGUGGCCCCUGAAAGAAGCAAAUUGCCAGUACGACGCCUACUUCUCCUUUACUGUAGCACCCGACCCAAACUUCUCCUGGCCUCUUAUCACCGCGACCAAUUCUUCUCUCCUCCAUCAAGAGCUUCGUCUUGACCGAACUCUGUUACUUCGUCUCCUCGCUUCAGCUGCUCAUACACCCUCUCCCGCCGUUUUUAGGGCUAAUUCUCAUACCUACCAGUCGCCUUCCAUGAUGUCCUCCAAGGUUAUCCGCCGAAAGAAGAAUGUCAAGAAAGGCAUUCAGUUCUGCCUGAUGGUGUGUGGUGCUUCUGGAACUGGCCGGACCACCUUUGUCAACACCCUCUGCGGCAAGUCUGUCCUCGAGCACAAGGAAGCCGACGAUGCUACCAACGCGCACAUUGAGGAGGGCGUCAAGAUCAAGCCCCUUACCGUUGAGCUUGAACUCGACGAGGAAGGCACCCGAAUUUCGCUGACCAUUGUCGACACCCCCGGAUUUGGCGACCAGAUUGACAACGAGGCCAGCUUCUCAGAAAUCGUCGGCUACCUCGAGAGACAAUAUGACGACAUCUUGGCCGAGGAGUCUCGUAUCAAGCGUAACCCUCGCUUCAGGGACAACCGUGUCCACGCCAUGCUUUACUUCAUCACCCCUACCGGCCACGGCCUCCGAGAGCUCGAUAUCGAACUGAUGAAGCGCCUUGCACCCCGUGUCAACGUCAUCCCCGUUAUUGGCCGAGCCGAUACUCUGACCCCUCAGGAGCUUGCCGAGUCAAAGAAGCUGGUCAUGGAGGACAUUGAGCACUACAGAAUCCCCGUCUACAACUUCCCCUACGACAUUGAGGAAGACGACGAGGAUACCGUCGAGGAGAACGCAGAACUCAGAGGACUCAUGCCCUUUGCCAUUGUUGGCUCGGAGGAUGUGGUUGAGAUUGGUGGCCGCAAGGUCCGCGCUCGCCAGUACCCGUGGGGUGUUGUCGAGGUUGAGAACCCUCGCCACUCAGACUUCUUGGCCAUCCGAUCAGCCCUCCUCCACAGCCACUUGGCUGACCUGAAGGAAAUCACCCACGAUUUCUUGUAUGAGAACUACCGUACCGAGAAGCUGUCUAAGAGUGUGGAUGGCGGUGCCUCUGGAAGUCUUGAUGCCUCCAUGAACCCCGAGGACCUGGCUUCCCAGUCCGUCCGCCUCAAGGAGGAACAGCUCCGACGAGAGGAGGAGAAGCUCCGCGAGAUCGAGCUCAAGGUCCAGCGUGAGAUCAACGAGAAGCGACAGGAGCUGCUGGCGCGCGAGUCUCAGCUCCGCGAGAUAGAGGCUCGUAUGCAGCGCGAGACGGCCCAAGCAUCGCCCGCGCUGGACACCAGCAUCAACGGCGGCGAGGAGUAA
Molecule: messenger RNA, 1638 nt
Organism: Trichoderma harzianum CBS 226.95
Lineage: Eukaryota; Fungi; Ascomycota; Sordariomycetes; Hypocreales; Hypocreaceae
Exons: 7
Coding region: 490-1638 (382 amino acids)
Biological process (GO): cytoskeleton-dependent cytokinesis
Cellular component (GO): septin complex; cytosol; cell division site
Molecular function (GO): molecular adaptor activity; GTPase activity; GTP binding
Source: RefSeq, a predicted model, not a curated record